AUGCCCUCGCUGGUUGCAGUCGAGCAGCACAUGAACCCGCGCGUGCUGCAGGCACAUGCGCUUGCCUUCCACCCAACGGCACCACAAGGGCUGCUGGGCCCAGGCCUGCCGAUGCCUAGUGGCAGUCGCCACUCGCAACACCAGCACCACCAUCCUUAUACCCACUACGUUCACACCCACAGGACUCACCACAGGUCGCGGCCUCGCAAAUCAAAACCGCAGACGCGGAAGAUGACGAAACUUCAGCAGCGGCUGGAGCAAUCCACGCUCAACGCCAAUGCAGAGCCGUUUGUGCCAUCGUGUCUCCAGCCCCAGCCGGCACCAUCACCAUCACCGCCACACAAAGAGAACCACAACGACGAUGCCGGGGAGGCGGUUGUCGAUGGUGUGCGCUCGCUCACCGUGGAUGGUACUGGCUCAACCACAGCAGCAGCAGCAGCAGUAGUAGCGACCACAACAGCGACUACGACAGCAGCAACAACAUCAGGAGCAACGACGACGACAACAGCAACAACAACAACAACAACAAGGGUUGGUGUGACGGAAGCUCGGACCACUCGUCGGAAGGACAGCCGUUCCAGCCGCCCUACCGCGACGCCAACCACCUCGACAGCAUCGCAGUCGACAGCACCACCAACCUCGACCGUGACGCCCUCGUCAUCGGUAUCAUCAGCAUCCUCACAGGGUGUGCCAUCAGCACCACAGUCAUAUGCACUCCGCAGCAGCAAAGACACGGACGAGGUGACGGACGGGCACGAUCUCUUGCAGAACUACCUCUACCACAAGUACCUCAAGUUUCUUGACAGAGCGCUGGCGCAGCGACAGGCGCUUGGGUACGGUCGGUCGCCACUCGUCAGCAGCCUGUACCAGUUCUGGGUGGCGCGCUUGCAGCACAAGUUCAACCGCAACAUGUAUCAGAUGUUCAAGGACCUUGCGCUGGAAGACAACACCGCUGGCGAGCGCGAAGGAAUUGAGUGUUUGUACAGGUUUCUCCGUGGCAGCCUGUCCACGACCUAUCGUGAACGCGUCUUUCGCGACUUCAUCUACCUUGUUGGCAACGAGCCACACGAGGACAGCUACGGGCUUGAGCAGCUGUGGUUGUUUCUGCGGGAGCGAUCAGAUGAGAUCAAGCGCCGGUCGCAGCACACCGUUGAGCGUCGAAUCAUGAGCAGACCAGAUCUAGCCGCAUCCCUCAAGGAGCUCGACAGGUUCCACGCCCUCUCCCUCGAGUAG
Salpingoeca rosetta is the source of this 1233-nucleotide messenger RNA. RefSeq lists its product as uncharacterized. Lineage: Eukaryota; Choanoflagellata; Craspedida; Salpingoecidae. Gene Ontology annotation, molecular function: RNA cap binding. The transcript has 3 exons. Gene Ontology annotation, biological process: mRNA stabilization. Bases 1 to 1233 code for a protein of 410 amino acids. The record is from RefSeq and is a predicted model, not a curated record.